UUAAUAAAAUAGUCCAAUGAACUUUUUAGUUAGUCAACGAUACCAGCAAUCCUGUAGACAGAUAUGAAAUUGCUGGACGAGGGAUAAUAUUUUAUCUGCAUCAUGUGUCUCACAGCAUUCCAAUAUGCUUGAAAUUCCGUAUUAGAAGAGAUUACAUUGUUGGAAAUGUACAAGCCAGUGUCAUCAAGGUUUAUGAUUAUUAUAAUAAUGAUGAUUCUUGCACAAAAUUCUACAGUCCCGAUUCUAACAGCCCAUUGUUGAGAACUAUUUGUGAAGAUUCUGUUUGUGAAUGUGCAGAAGGAGGAUGUCCACUGCAGAAACCAUUUACUGAAGUUUCUGAAUUAAUUGGUUCUUCAAAACAAAGGCAGCGUUUAUUAUGGAUGGCCUGUGAAGAACACGAUUAUGUGUGGUUGGGAAAAAUUAAUAAAUUACGAGCAGAAAAUGGAUUUCUAUAUAUUGAUUUUGUAGUUUCUGCAGUCUUGAAAGCAGGAAUUGAACCAAAAGAAGAUAUAGAAGGUUCUCACAGAGAACUCAUGAUGAGAGACGCUUGCAAGAAAUCCCAUUUAUUCAUCGAACACGAGUAUCUAAUAAUGGGAAGAGAUGGAGCAAGAUAUGAAAACAAAAUUACUAAAGAACUUAGUUAUCGAUACUUAGUGGACAAAACUACAAAAAUGCAAAGAUAUACAUCUUUAAUAAAAGAAGCAGAAGAUAAAAACCUUCAAAAGGCAAUGAUAUGGCUAAAAAAGGAACUUACCAAAAGCGGUUGCAGUUUGUAAAGAUACUCUUCACGUGACAAAGAAUUUAUAGAUUGUGAUCAAAUGUAUAUUUUAAUGACGAUUAAAUAAAGAUUUAAAAAUUGUA
Centruroides sculpturatus (bark scorpion) is the source of this 861-nucleotide messenger RNA. RefSeq lists its product as uncharacterized. Lineage: Eukaryota; Metazoa; Arthropoda; Arachnida; Scorpiones; Buthidae. The transcript is spliced from 7 exons. Bases 381 to 776 code for a protein of 131 amino acids. The record is from RefSeq and is a predicted model, not a curated record. Gene Ontology annotation, molecular function: protein binding.